AUGUCCGAUACUAUUCCGCUUCUGCCUGAGGCUUUUGACAAUUCUCUAUCCCAAAUCUUGUCAGAUAAUAACAUAAGGGCACGUGCUACUGGACCUACAAAUUCACAGAAUGCUUCUGAUGAGACUAUUAUACAUCGACAUCGUCGUGAAGGGUCUGCGACUCAAGAUCCCAGCAGAUGCUGCAAGAAGCCCUCAACACACCAGAGAAAGGCCAAAUAUCCCAUCGCCUUUAUUGCUUCUACUUGGGGACUUCUGACUAAUAUUGAGAGAGCUAUUAUCAUUCCAACGAUGUGGCUUUUCUUUACAACCUAUUGGGGUCCCGAAACAGCAGCGGAUUUCUACGGUAGUACUCUUGGAGUUUUCAGUCUGUCCAUUCUAAUUGCCACUCCUAUCUUUGGCUAUGCCGGUCACUAUGGUGUUAGUGUUAAAUUCCUUCUUCUUCUUGCUAAUCUUCUUGAAAUUUUGGGAAACCUUGCGUAUCUAUGGGCCUAUAGUCCUUGGGCUGUGUUUAUGGGACGCUUACUGGCUGGCAUUGGAGCCAGCUGUGAGCCUCCAAUGUAUGCUGAUCUCACCCGAUCAACGGAGAUUAAUGAACGAACCCCCUUCAUCAUCGUUCUCCUACUUUCACGCCAAGUUGGUCUUAUUUUCGGUCCAGCUUUUACUCUCAUUUUGAAAAAGCUAGAUUUACGCAUAUUCGAUAUGAAAGUAAAUGUUUACAAUGGUCCCGGAUUGGUUAUGGCUUGUCUCUGGAUUGUUCAUUCUAUUCUAAUCGUGAUCUUCUACCCAAAUUUGGAUAAAUCUGGGGCUUAUGCUGAUGAGGCUUCAAAAAAUGCACAAACUGCAAUUGCUAAACAGAAUGUGGAUGUUCCAGGCAAUAAGGGUGAGGUUCGUUUUAGUGGAUUUAAACAAUUCAGCUUCCUGACUCUUUAUGCAAUUACCUUUGCAUCCUACUACUCUGUAAUGGCCCUAGAAUCAGUACUUUCUCCCUUAGCGAAUCGCGCAUUUGAUUGGGGGCCUAUUGAAGUUAGCUACAUAUACAUCGCCUGUAGUAUUCUCGUUAUCGUUGUCUCCCUUAUCAUGCAUUUCAUGUCAAAGUGUGUUGAGGAUCGAAAGCUGAUCUGUAUUGGUCUGAUAUUCCUCGUAACUUCCUAUCUCUACCUCACAAUUGUAACGUACACUCUUGAUUCCCUUGGAGAAUCGGGAAAAGUCCUUGUUAUUGUCGGUGUAGCUCUUCAUGUCAUCGGAAUGCCUUUCCCCCUAGCAAUUUCUGAGUCUCUUUACACUAAGUUUGUCCCUGCACCACAUCUAGACAAAGCCCAAACUAUCCUGAGAACUAUCAUCAAUGUCGCCUUUUUACUCGGUCCGUUUGUUGGAGGUAGUCUACAGGCGCAUCCCACCAUUGUCUUCUUUUCUAUGCUUAUGAUCAAUUUCAUUCCAAUUACAAUGCUCCUCUGCAAGUUCUCCGAAUUUCGAGUGCCUCCGGAGCUGCAAACUGAACGGUUGUCGGAUUCACAUCUUAAUGUAUAA
Messenger RNA from Rodentolepis nana, 1527 nucleotides. Lineage: Eukaryota; Metazoa; Platyhelminthes; Cestoda; Cyclophyllidea; Hymenolepididae. The record is from the annotation of a GenBank genome assembly.